This is a messenger RNA of Lachancea dasiensis, 507 nucleotides long. NCBI's taxonomy places the organism in Eukaryota, Fungi, Ascomycota, Saccharomycetes, Saccharomycetales, Saccharomycetaceae. The record is from the annotation of a GenBank genome assembly.
AUGAAUCUGCGGCUCGAAUUGACACGGUUCUUAAACCUAUGGUUUGCACUAGCUUCCGCUUUCAUGUUUUGGAAAGGUCUUUCCAUAGUGACUGAUUCACAUUCUCCGAUCGUCGUUGUACUCUCAGGUUCCAUGGAGCCUGCUUUCCAAAGGGGCGAUAUUUUAUUUCUUUGGAAUAGGAACACAUACAGCAAGGUCGGGGACAUUGUGGUUUAUGAAGUGGACGGAAAAGAUAUUCCGAUUGUACACAGGGUCUUGCGGGAACACGUCGACGAGAGAUCUGGGAAACAACUUCUGCUCACCAAGGGCGAUAACAAUGCCGGAAACGACAUUCCUUUGUAUGCUAAACGUAAGGUUUACUUGAAUAAGGAGAAAGACAUCGUGGGGACGGUGAAGGGCUACAUUCCCCAGCUCGGGUACGUCACGAUCUGGAUCUCUGAAAAUCGUUAUGCAAAGAUGGGCCUGAUGGCUCUAAUAGGCUUGAGCGCAUUGCUAAGUAAUGAAUAG